Molecule: messenger RNA, 1267 nt
Organism: Lactuca saligna
Lineage: Eukaryota; Viridiplantae; Streptophyta; Magnoliopsida; Asterales; Asteraceae
Source: the annotation of a GenBank genome assembly
CAAACACCCUCUAUUCAAAUCAAAUUUUUUUACAUACAAUUUUAUUUGAUAGUUUAAUGAUUUUUUUUUCUUUUGAAUCUUUAACAUCAAAGUACAAACACAUUUUCACAAAAUCCAUUGAAAUUAAUAAUUAUUUUAUAAUAAUUUGGUUGAGAAGAAAGUACAUGUUUAAUUCGGUUAUAAAUAAGCGCACACAGGACAUGCUUAGAUAAGGAAGUGACUAACUGUUCCAUUUUUCACUCGCCCCCUUCCGACCAUUUUCACCGGAAAAUUCUCUAUUUACAGAGACAUGUUUGCAGAAGAAAAUGGCUUACAUGGAGACCCAAGGAUAAAGGCCAUUUCAGAUGCCAUAAGAGUCGUUCCUCACUUCCCUAAACCAGGGAUAAUGUUUCAAGAUAUCACAACGCUGCUGUUAGAUCAAAAGGCGUUCAAAUACACCAUUGAUAUCUUUGUCGAUCGUUACAGAGAUAAGAAAAUUUCAGUUGUUGCUGGAGUGGAAGCUAGAGGAUUUAUAUUUGGCCCUCCAAUUGCAUUGGCUAUUGGUGCUAAAUUCGUUCCAUUACGCAAACCAAAAAAAUUGCCAGGUGAAGUUAUAUCUGAAGCAUAUGUGCUCGAGUACGGUACGGAUUGUCUAGAGAUGCAUGUCGGGGCGGUGCAGCCAGGGGAAAGCGUGUUGAUUGUAGACGAUCUGGUGGCCACAGGUGGGACCCUCUCGGCAGCCAUAAGGCUUUUAGAACGUGUUGGAGCCGAGGUUGUUGAAUGUGCAUGUGUAAUUGGAUUACCACAAGUGAAGGGUAAUUGGAGGCUAAAUGGCGUACCAAUGUAUGUUCUCGUGGAGCCUCGUCUAACCGACUUGGAAUGUAGCUUGUGAGAGAUGUUGAAGAAAAUAUUAUUGGGAAAGCUUUUGGGGUUUUGGAGUAGUGGGGAUUUGUUGGGGAGUCUUGAGGGCUUAAAACAUGACUGGAGCUUUUCAGAAGAAUUGGUUUUGUGGGGAGAUGGUGGCAUUGGUGUAAUUGUUAGGGUUUUUUUUUUGGGGGGUUAUUAGGGAUUUUACCCGUUGGAAGAUUAGCUUUAUGGGUGCAUUUUGUAGGUGGAUACAUUACUUUAAUUGGAUUCAGAAGUUGGAUUAUGAAUAUAUGGUUUAGUGAUUUCUUCAUGAAUCAUCAUUGGUUUUAAUUCAAUUCACAACUUUUUCUUCCAUCAUAAAAAAUAAAUACCACAAAAGACUAAUAAUGAUUCAUGCAUUUUACCUCGUAAUCAAACCUCG